UCUCUCGCUGGCAAAGAGAAAAACGACAACUUGCGCAUCGACGCCGGGGAUCUCAUCCCCUUCCCGCCGCACCCUGCAAAUCCCCGCUCUUUCCUUCGCUCACUAAACCCCAAAUCUCAUUCUUCGACAAGUUAAAAAACAUUAAUGGGUUUCUUCAAGAACGAGGCGAGUUCCUCCUCCAACUCUCUAGCAAGAACAGCCCACAGUGAGUCGGCGCCACUCCUUAACACCCACGGCCCCAUAACACUCUCAUCCCAGCCAAAAACCUUCGCGAAUGUCUUCAUCGCCAUCGUUGGCGCCGGAGUGCUCGGCCUACCCUAUGCCUUCAAACGCACUGGAUGGGCUGCCGGAACCCUAAUAAUCAUCGCCAUCGGCGUCCUAACCUACCACUGCAUGAUGCUCCUCGUCCGCACCCGGCGCCGCCUCGAGCGUGACAUCGGAUUCGCCCAAAUCGCCUCAUUCGGCGACCUAGGCAGCGCCGUCGCCGGCCCCACUGGCCGCCUCGCCGUCGAUGCCAUGAUUGUUCUAAGCCAGGCAGGGUUCUGCAUCGGAUACCUUAUCUUCAUCUCUAAUACCCUCGCACAUCUCUUUCCCAACCCGAAAUCGCUCUACAUUUUAGCGGUUUUCCCUUUUCAACUCGCUCUUAAUUCGAUCCGAAGCCUGACUCUGCUUGCACCCUUAAGCAUCUUCGCUAAUAUCGUUGACAUUGUGGCAAUGGGGGCUGUUCUCCGAGAGGAUGUUGUGGCCGGAGCUAGAUACUGGCCUGAUCUGAAAGCCUUCGGCGGCCCGUCUGAAAUUUUGUACGGUUUCGGCGUUGCGGUUUUCUCGUUUGAAGGGAUGGGGAUGGUUUUGCCGCUGGAAUCCGAGGCAGCUGAUAAGGGUCAGUUUGGAAGAACGAUUGGGUUAUCAAUGGGGGUGAUAUCGUUCAUUUAUGUAGCGUUUGGGGCUUUGGGAUAUGCGGCGUUUGGUGGAGAGACGCGGGAUAUUAUCACCACCAACUUGAGCGGCGGUGCUGUGGCUGUUGCGGUACAGGUUGGUCUCUGCAUCAACCUCUUCUUCACCUUUCCAGUAAUGAUGAAUCCAGUCUACGAAGUGGUGGAGCGGUUGGCGUGCGGAAAGCGGUACUGUGUUUGGCUGCGGUGGGCGGUAGUGGCCACCGUGAGUUUGGUGGCGCUUCUUGUCCCCAACUUCACCGACUUCCUGUCGCUGGUGGGUAGCAGCGUGUGUUGCGUUCUCGGCUUUGUGUUGCCAGCUUCCUUCCAUUUGAGGGUUUUCUGGUCGGAGAUGGGGUGGCUCGGUGUAGCCUUCGAUGGGGCGAUUAUACUCUCGGGAGUCAUCUUGGCAGUUUCGGGCACCUAUACUUCGAUCAUGGCCUUUUUUUGUUCGGUAUAGCUGUGAUGUUGUCCAAGCCGGUCCGGGUGGUUCCAGCCCAGCCCGUCCCGGUCCGAAUUUUGAAGUCCGGUUUUUUGUAUGUAUAUUUAGACAAAUUAUUUGAAAAAAAAAAUAAUAUGUUUCAUUAUUUCUACAUGUAGAAUACCUGAGAA
This is a messenger RNA of Dendrobium catenatum, 1544 nucleotides long. RefSeq names its product amino acid transporter AVT3C. NCBI's taxonomy places the organism in Eukaryota, Viridiplantae, Streptophyta, Magnoliopsida, Asparagales, Orchidaceae. Gene Ontology annotation, cellular component: vacuolar membrane. Gene Ontology annotation, molecular function: amino acid transmembrane transporter activity. The coding region runs from base 145 to 1392 and encodes 415 amino acids. The record is from RefSeq and is a predicted model, not a curated record. Gene Ontology annotation, biological process: amino acid transmembrane transport. The transcript is spliced from 2 exons.